Molecule: messenger RNA, 2663 nt
Organism: Polyodon spathula (Mississippi paddlefish)
Lineage: Eukaryota; Metazoa; Chordata; Actinopteri; Acipenseriformes; Polyodontidae
Product: methylmalonate-semialdehyde dehydrogenase [acylating], mitochondrial-like
Exons: 12
Coding region: 114-1694 (526 amino acids)
Biological process (GO): L-valine catabolic process; thymine catabolic process
Cellular component (GO): mitochondrion
Molecular function (GO): methylmalonate-semialdehyde dehydrogenase (acylating, NAD+) activity; malonate-semialdehyde dehydrogenase (acetylating, [NAD(P)+]) activity
Source: RefSeq, a predicted model, not a curated record
CUCCUCCCACCAGGUCUGAAGGAGGCUUCUGCAGCUGAACUUUAGAGGAGGGAGAUUGGGAGAGUUAGGUCAUUUGGAAAGGAAAAAAAACAUUCAAAGUUACCCUUUUCAUCAUGGCAACUGCAAUUCUGAGGUCUGUUUGGAAGAAUAGGGUACCUGUACAGGUGGGGCGGAUGUGCUACUCCUCCUCUUCAGUGCCUACAACUAAGCUAUUUAUUGAUGGAAAGUUUGUUGAAUCAAAGAGCUCAGAGUGGAUUGACAUCCACAACCCUGCCACCAAUGAAGUUAUCGGGCGUGUUCCAAAGGCCACCCAGGAGGAGAUGCUGGCCGCUGCGCAGUCCUGUAAAACAGCCUUCCGGAGCUGGGCUGAGACCUCCAUCCUGAGCAGGCAGCAGGUCUUCCUCCGAUACCAGCAGCUGAUCAAGGAGAACCUGAAAGAAAUAGCCAAGAUAAUCACCCGGGAGCAGGGGAAGACUCUGGCCGAUGCAGAAGGAGACGUGUUCCGAGGACUGCAGGUGGUCGAGCACACCUGCAGCAUUACGUCUCUAAUGCUGGGGGAGACUCUACCCUCCAUCACUAAGGACAUGGACUCCUACACCUACCGGCUCCCCCUGGGGGUGUGUGCUGGCAUCGCACCCUUCAACUUCCCUGCCAUGAUCCCGCUGUGGAUGUUCCCGAUGGGCUUGGUGUGUGGAAACACCUACCUGAUGAAGCCCUCGGAGCGAGUGCCUGGGGCCACCAUGCUGCUCGCCAAGCUGCUGCAGGACUCGGGCGCCCCCGAUGGCACGCUGAACAUUAUUCACGGGCAACAUGAUGCUGUGAAUUUUAUCUGUGAUCAUCCUGCUGUCAAAGCCAUCAGCUUUGUGGGAUCAAACCAGGCUGGGGAGUACAUCUACGAGAGAGGGUCCAAGAACGGCAAGAGGGUGCAGUCCAACAUGGGAGCCAAGAACCACGGAGUAGUGAUGCCCGAUGCUAACAAGGAGAACACGCUGAACCAGCUUGUGGGGGCAGCGUUCGGAGCUGCAGGCCAGCGCUGCAUGGCACUCUCCACAGCAAUCCUAGUGGGGGAGGCAAAGAAGUGGCUGCCAGAGCUGGUGGACAAGUCCAAAAAACUCAAAGUCAAUGCAGGUGACCAGCCAGGGGCAGACGUGGGUCCCCUGAUCUCCCCGCAGGCCAGAAACCGCGUGAGCGAGCUGAUCCAGAGCGGAGUGGACGAGGGUGCGACACUGCUCCUGGACGGCAGGAGCGUGCAGGUGAAGGGCUAUGAAAGGGGCAACUUUGUGGGACCCACCAUUCUGGCUAACGUCAAGCCUCACAUGAAGUGCUACACUGAGGAGAUCUUUGGGCCGGUGCUGGUAGUUCUAGAGGCAGACAGUCUUGAUGAAGCCAUCGAUAUAGUGAACAAUAACUGCUAUGGUAAUGGAACAGCCAUCUUCACCACCAAUGGAGCUACAGCACGCAAGUACACACACGGAGUCGACGUUGGGCAGAUUGGUGUCAAUGUACCGAUCCCUGUCCCUCUGCCCAUGUUCUCUUUCACUGGCUCUCGAGACUCAUUCAGAGGAGAUACCAACUUCUAUGGGAAACAGGGAAUUCAGUUUUACACCCAGAUCAAGACUAUCACGUCCCAGUGGAAGGAGGAAGACUCCACUUUGGGAAGCCCUGCUGUCGUUAUGCCCACCAUGGGACGCUAAGGACAUCCCCCUCUGACAGACACAAACAUGCAUAAUACAGACAUAGACUCGCUGGAGGAAGAAAAUCACAAGCAAACAAAACAAAUGAGCCUUCAUGUCUAGAUUGUAUGAAGGGGUGAUUAUGAGUGUUUAGGGGUUUGAUCCAUCAGUGAUUAAAGUCCAGUGUAACAUCUGGGCCUGUUUCCAGUGGGUGGCUGACUGUGUUUGGUGCUUACCUGUGAUUGUAGUAUGUAUUGAAAUUGUGAAAUCACCUCGUCAUUUGUACACGUAUUGACCUCCAAAGCGAGGACACAUGGAUUGAGUAAUGCAACGAAAACACAUCUGUUUCAUAUUUGGCUUGCAGUCUAUCACUGAAUAUCAUGUGUACAGUUGCUUCCUAGUAACGGUUUUGUUUGAUUUAACUAGCUCCCUUGGAUAAUUUAAAAUUACAAACCUUUAUUAAAGUAAUUUAUUUCUACUUUUCACACUCUAUUAAACAAAUGAAAGAAUUACAGUACGCUAUUGUUUCUAAGGGUGGGUCUGUACGGGUCACUGCACUAGAACCCAAGGCACUGGGUGGAUCAUUACUGUGUUUCAUUACAGGAAAGUUAUUGCCCUGCUUCAUAGUCUGUAGGCUUUAAAUCUCACAUCAGAUGGGAGUUUAAUUGCACUUUGGUUUGGUUUUAAACUGCAAAAAGCUAAUCUGAAAGACACAAUAAAGCCCAGCAGCAUUAGGUAUUGUGAUUUAUCCCGAAGCCAAGCACUUACACAGCUCAUCUGUUUUGUAAAUGUUUUUUUCUUCAUCUAACAUUAUUACUUUGCAUAUUGAGAAAUAGCGACUUUACAUUACAAUAGCCCACACUUUAAACAAAUGGUUGGUUUGUUGCAUAGGUUUUGGUCGAGAAAGGUUUCUAAACUGCUUGUUGUGUACAAAAUGCAUGUUCUAAGUACUGGUGUAUUUUAAAUAUAUUUGUGUAGACGAACGUAAAA